Molecule: messenger RNA, 1353 nt
Organism: Schistocerca americana (American grasshopper)
Lineage: Eukaryota; Metazoa; Arthropoda; Insecta; Orthoptera; Acrididae
Product: endochitinase A1-like
Exons: 3
Coding region: 1-1353 (450 amino acids)
Source: RefSeq, a predicted model, not a curated record
AUGCUGUCCUCGCGAGCCGUGCUGUCCUUGCGAGCUUUGCUGUCCUCGCGAGCUUUGCUGUCCUCGCGAGCUUUGCUGUCCUCGCGACCUUUGCUGUUCUCGCAAGUUGUGCAGUCCUCGCAAGUUCUGCUGCCCUCUCAAGUUCAGCUGUCCUCACAAGUUGAGCUGCCCUCUCAAGUUGAGCUGCCCUCUUAUGUUGAGCUGUCCUCCAAAGUUGAGCUGUCCUCUCAAGUUGAGCUGUCCUCUCAAGUAAUGCUGUCCUCGCAAGCCGUGCUGUCCUCGCAAGCUGUGCUGUCCUCGCAACCUGUGCUGUCCACGCAAGCUGUGCUGUCCCCGCAACCUGUGUUGUCCUCGCAAGCUGUGCUGUCCUCGCAAGCUGUGCUGUCCUCCUGUGUAUCCUCGCAAGCUGUGCUGUCCUCGCAAGCUGUGCCGUCCUCGCAAGCUGUGCCGUCCUCGCAAGCUGAGCCAUCCUCACAAGCUGUGCUGUCCUCGCAAGCUGUCCUGUCCUCGCAAGCUAUGCUGUCCUCGCAAGCUGUGCUGUCUUCGCAAGCUGUGCUGUCCUCGCAAGCCGUGCUGUCCUCGCAAGCUGUGCUGUCCUCGCAACCUGUGCUGUCCACGCAAGCUGUGCUGUCCCCGCAACCUGUGUUGUCCUCGCAAGCUGUGCUGUCCUCGCAAGCUGUGCUGUCCUCCUGUGUAUCCUCGCAAGCUGUGCUGUCCUCGCAAGCUGUGCUGUCCUCGCAAGCUGUGCUGUCCUCGCAAGCUGCGCUGUCCUCGCAAGCUGUACUGUCCUCGCAAGCUGUGCUGUCAUCGCAAGCCGUGCUGUCCUCGCAUACCGUGCUGUCCUCGCGAGCCGUGCUGUCCUCGCAAGCCGUGCUAUCCUCGCAAGCCGUGCUGUCCUCGCAAGCUGUGCUCUCCUCGCAAGGUGUGCUGCCCUCGCAACCUGUGCUGUCCUCGCAAGCCGUGCUGUCCUCGCAAGCCGUGCUGUCCUCGCAAGACGUGCUGUCCUCGCAAGCCGUGCUGUCCUCGCAAGCCGUGCUGUCGUCGGAAGCCGUGCUGUCCUCGCAAGCCGUACUGUCAUCGCUAGCUUUGCUGUCCUCGCAAGUUGUGCUGUCCUCGGAAGUUGUACUGUCCUUUAAAGUUGAGCUGUCCUCUUCAGUUGGACUGUCCUCUCAAGUUGAGCUGUCCUCUCAAGUUGAGCUGUCCUCUCAAGUUGAGUUGUUCUCUCAUAUUGAGCUGUCCUCGCAAGCCGUGCUGUCCUCGCAAGCUGUGCUGUCCUUGCAAGCUUUGCUGUCCUCGAAAGUUGUGCUUUCCUCUCAAGUAGUGGUGUCCUCGCAAGUUGAGCAGUCCUGUUAA